Lates calcarifer (barramundi perch) is the source of this 4103-nucleotide messenger RNA. RefSeq names its product leucine rich repeat (in FLII) interacting protein 1b (gene lrrfip1b). The transcript is spliced from 15 exons. Gene Ontology annotation, molecular function: DNA-binding transcription factor activity, RNA polymerase II-specific; RNA polymerase II cis-regulatory region sequence-specific DNA binding. Gene Ontology annotation, biological process: regulation of transcription by RNA polymerase II. The record is from RefSeq and is a predicted model, not a curated record. The coding region runs from base 959 to 4033 and encodes 1024 amino acids. Lineage: Eukaryota; Metazoa; Chordata; Actinopteri; Centropomidae.
UAACUUGACGUGGUGAACAUCCUCCCACCACAAUAAAAGCCUCCUCCCUCCACUGUCACACUGCGGUGUGUCGUGUCGGGAUGCGUUUACGGACCGGUACCAGCCCACCAGCGGCUCACCUGUCACUGUAACCCCGGUGUACUUCCCGGUCCCAGAGCAAACAACACCCGUUUUUUUUCUCACGAGCUUAAAAUGUUUGCGGUGGCUGCUGACAAUGGCGGAUUAACGAGUUUACCGGCGGUUUUACCGACGCUGCGGUGACUGGUGUCUCCUCACGGAGGGAUGUGAACGGCGACAACAGGCAACCACAGCAACUACCGGUAGUUUUUAACGUUUUUCCUCUCCGGUUUUCCGGGGGUGACUGUUGACAGCGGGCUAACGUUAGCUAGCUUAAAUCAGGAUGAACGGCGGCGGCAGCUCGGCCCGCAGCCGCUCCGGUCGUCCUCUGACCGCCGCAUAGCACCAGAAAAACACGGUUUUACACGGACACCGAUUUAUUCAGAGUUUGUCCCAGUUCUGGAGACCGAGUCCACAUGUUCUGGACUAAAAGAGACCGAUGUAGAUCAUUCGGCCUCCGGUAAAUUUCUCCGGAGCGAUGCGGACUUCAGGAUCCAGAACCAGGAGAAGCUGAUCGCCGAACAUUGACAGAAAAACACCGGAUUUUAAACGGAAACCGAUUAAUUUAGUAUUUUCUUUGCUUCUACCGUUCAAGUCUAAAUAUUCCAGAUUAAAGGAGACCUCGGGGGAUAAUUCGGCACCCUCCUCCCGAGCUAUGGGGACUUGAGGUCCGGACAGGACGAGGAUCCAGAACCUGAGCGAAGCCGUCUCCGCCGAGCAGCGCCAUAGAAAUCAGAGCUGUUAAAGUCAAACAGUUUGUACUGAGGUUCCUGAUUGUUCUGAACGCGACUCCUUAUGAUCCGGAUCAACACAGACCUCUGCGGGUAGUUCGGCCUCAACCAUGGGCACUCAGGGACCGGGCAGGAAGAGGAUCCCGAACCGGGAGAGGCUGACCGCCGAGGAUGAUGCUCUGAACCAGAUCGCCCGGGAGGCGGAGGCGAGGCUGGCAGCGAAGCGAGCGGCGAGAGCCGAGGCCCGAGAGAUCAGGAUGAAGGAGCUGGAGAGACAACAGAAGGAGCUCUUCCACAGCCACAAGAAGUAUUAUGGUCUGGAUAAUAAAUGGGGUCACAUUGAACAGUGGAUGGAGGACAGCGAGCGUUACUCUCGCCACUCACGGAGACACACUUCGAUCUCCGAUGACGAGGAGAGGAUGUCUGUGGGGAGUCGAGGGAGUCUAAGGCCUUCAGACUACAGUGGGUUUCUGGGCUCCAGUUCUCGAGCCUCCUCCAGGGCCAGUUCAGCUCGUGCGAGCCCAGUGGUGGAGGAGAGACCUGACAGAGACUUCCUGGAUAAAGGCUCAAGGACGGCGUCCACGCUGUCAGCCGCCACACUCGCCUCGCUGGGAGGAGCCUCGUCCCGCAGAGGAAGCUGUGACACGUCCUUCUCCGUGGAAACGGAGGCGUCCAUCAGAGAAAUCAAGGGCCCUCUGAACUGUGUCUGUCUGUGGUGCGUUCAGGACUCUCUGGCGGAGGCGGAGGAAAAGUACCGUAAAGCGAUGGUUUCCAACGCUCAGCUUCACAACGAGAAGACGACUCUGAUGUAUCAGGUGGAGACUCUGAGGGAGGAGCUGAGCGACAUGGAGGAGGUGCUGUGGGAGGCACGACGACACUGUGAUGACACCACAAAGGAGUUUGAACGUGAGCGUCAGGCUCACUCUGUUCUUCAGUUUCAGUUUAAAGAGAUGAAAGAAACUCUGAGACAGACGGAGGAGCUGCUGACGGAAGUGUCUGAGCUGCGACUGAAGAGCAGCAGCUACUGUCAGGAGGUCUCUGACCUGCAGGAAGCUCUGCAGUGGAAGGAGAAGAAGAUCUCGGCGUUAGAGAGGCAGAGAGAAAUCUCCGACAUCGUUCGGAUUGAACGAGACCGACUCAGAGACGAAGUGAUCCGACUGCGAGAUUUACUGAAGAAACACGGCGUCGUUGUCUCACCUGAAAUCACCACCAACGGGGAGACGGGACAUGGCGAGGCUGACGAUGAUGUCAGUGCAGAGUCUGGCUCUCAAUUGGCUCAGGAGGCAUCACAUGGCAGAGAGAGCAUGCUGGGGAAGGCAGCAGAGCGUCGUCCAGCAGGGGGCAGCAGAGUCCCACAGGACGACAGGAAGCUCAACCUCCAGACGUUUUACAGACGCUCUCAGUCUCUGAACGAGGAGAAGGACCAGCUGAGCAGGAGGGAAAAACAUCAGGGAAGAAACAGAACAAAACCCAGAAACACUACGAGUGUAAAGGAUCUGAGGUUUACAGCUCGGCAGGAUGAUGGCGUUAGAAAGAAGGUUCAGACCCAGCCAGGACCUGACCCAGCUUUAAAAGGCAGAACCAAACCUGACAGAGGCUCUGAAUUCAGACCAGAGACAUCUGCAGCUUCACUCCUGGCUGUCCCUGUGGUGGAAAAGAAGCGCUCCUUUGAAGGUCCGCUUACACCUGAGGAAGUGGUUUCACCUGUUUGCAGAACCUCGACUAGUAGACUCCUCAGAUCCAGACUGGUUCCACCUCGACCUGCAAAGGACAUCAUCCUGGACAACAAGGCUGUCGUGUCGAGUUUCUUCUCUGCUGAAAAACUAAACUCUCAAAAACAAGACGCCAGAGGAAAUGAGUUCAUGGCAACGUGUUCGUCAACAGGAAGAGACGGACCAGGUUUACGAGGGGAGGUCGUGUCUGAGAGAGCUCAGUGCAGUAAAGAACAGAAAAUAGAUGAAGUUAGUUCUCCAACAUCAGAGAAGAGUGAAAUAAAUGAAGCUGCUCCUGAAGAGACAAUCACAGGUUUGUCUGUUAAUGAGACGGUUGUGUUGACAGAUCAGAUCUCUGAGCAACAACAGACUCUGAGUGAAACUGAUGACGGUGGAUCUGAAGACCUGAACGAUGAAACCCAACUGAAAACCUCAGGGCUCGAUGGAGAGGAGGCCGUUAAUGGAGGGACAGUUCAGGAACCAGAGGAGCAUGAAGACCUGGAGAGAGGAGCUGAACGUCCUGACAGUAAAGACCAGACUGUUACUGUGUCCGGGUUAGAGGACUGGACUGGUCUGGAAAAGACGAUUCAAAACAUCCUUAGAGGGUUUGUUGAAAGUCUGGGUUUGGGAUCUGAGACCUCAGGUUCUGUGAACCGGUGGAUUUCAGACCUGGAGGAGACUCUGAGGAAAUCUGUGCUGAAUCAGCAAGAAUCAACAAACCAAAUGAAACCUGAACUGUCUCUGACAGAUCCUGGAUCAAGACCUGGACGACCUGCAGUACCGAACAGUUCAGUCUCUGAGGUGUUACAGGGGGAGGUCCAAACCCAUGAGGUCUCUGUGGACUCACCUGGUUCCAGAGGUGAAGUCCAGGUUCAGGAUCUCAGAGAAGAACAAACCUCAGAGGUCGUGUCUGGGAUGAAUCAGAGUGACGUAAAGGUGACGAGCUGCCAGAAGGAUUUCGUUUUCAUCGAGUCCUACUUUUCUGAACCGGUGAAGACCAGAUCGGUGGAGUCUGCUUCAGAUCAGGGUUUGGUAGAAACAGCAGUCAUGUCUAAAACAAAUGACCGAGAUGAAGAUCUGAAGGACGUCCAGCUGAAACGACAUCGAACUUUAUCGACAAACUCUGGUGCGGAUCAGAGUUCAAAGAUCAGACGACUUUUAGAAAUCACCGCAGAUGAAAUCCGAGCGAUGGCUGUUCCUGAGCUGGUCCUGAAGAGUCUCCGAGACGGGAGAGUCAUCGAUGAGUCGCCGCCGUCAAACCCUGACAACGUGGAGGAGAGGUCAAUCGAAGACAUGGACAGCUGCGAAGAGGCCGAUGAGAAGGACACAAUGCAGCAACUAGCAACGCAACCACAGUGCCAACCGGUGACGGAGGUCGUCAUCGAAGACGUGAAAGUCGUUCCAGCAUCGAGGAAAAGAUGGAGUCUGGACGACAGGAAACAGAAGAACACAGCCGAGUGUCAGAUCUCAUAAAGACUGAAGUCAGAUCUGAUGUUUCUGAUCAAUGUUCAUCAAUAAAACCAAUAAAACUGAUUGAGUUGAA